This is a messenger RNA of Cyanidioschyzon merolae strain 10D, 1485 nucleotides long. RefSeq names its product trans-prenyltransferase. The transcript has a single exon. The record is from RefSeq and is a predicted model, not a curated record. Gene Ontology annotation, molecular function: prenyltransferase activity. Bases 1 to 1485 code for a protein of 494 amino acids. Gene Ontology annotation, biological process: ubiquinone biosynthetic process; isoprenoid biosynthetic process. Lineage: Eukaryota; Rhodophyta; Bangiophyceae; Cyanidiales; Cyanidiaceae. Gene Ontology annotation, cellular component: transferase complex.
AUGUGGUGCGGCCUGAGCCGUUUCUUCGGGCACCACCACCGCUCGUUGUACAGAAGUAGACUCUUGAGGGUUUGUGGCUUACCGGUAUCUGCUUGGCAUCCAGCUGGAUGCACUACGCGUUCGACGCACGCUGAAACGCACCAGGCGUUUUUGUCGACACUGACACCUGCGGGUACAGAGUUGCCUGGAAGUGCGCUCCCCGAUAGCGCAGCCGGUGGCCUUGCGUUUCUAAAAGAUGAAGAAAAUCGAAAACAUCGAGCACUGAACCGCGUAGCUGAGGCGAUUUCUGGAUCCGCGUCUCAGAACGUCGACAGCCGGCAGCGUAGGUGGGCGAACGCAGCUCGGGUGCCGACGCAAGCCAACGGUCUACCGUGGUCGCUUGCAUCGCUCGCUUCUUUACUCGAAACCCGCGUGUCCGGAGUUGCAUCAUCUAUGGAUCCGUUUCGUUUAGUCGAGCAGCACCUACAGCGGUUGGCCGCGGAGGUGCUUCAGGCGGUCGCCGUAGACCACCCGGUGCUGCAACGCGCGGCGCAGUACUUUUUCGAACUUCCCGGGAAACGUUUGCGGCCUGCUGUUGUACUGCUCAUGGCCCAAGCGACAUGUCUCCAGUCGCUGGGCACUGUAAGCCACGCGCAGCUUCAACUAGCGAUGAUUACCGAGAUGAUCCACACGGCGUCGCUGUUGCACGAUGACGUGAUUGACGAGUCGAAUAUGCGACGAUCCGCGAGCACCGUGAAUGCAUUGUUCGGGAAUCAAUUGGCUGUUUUGGCAGGAGACUUUCUACUUGCACGAGCAUCUGUCUGUCUCGCGCAGCUCCGGGACUGUGAUGUCGUGGAGCUCCUCUCGCGUGUCAUUGAGCAUCUCGUGCAGGGGGAAGUCCUGCAACUGAACGACCCGGGCCCCGAGCAUGCCCGCAAUGGACGAUCGCCUAACACCCCCGACGACUGGCCCACAUUCCACGCAUAUAUGCGCAAGACAUGGUACAAAACGGCUUCACUCAUUGCGAAUUCCUGUCGCGCGGUGACCCUCCUGAAUCCCGUGAGUCGAAACCAGCCUCAGAUCGUUCACGCUGCUGCGCACUACGGAGAUCAUUUGGGAUUGGCGUUUCAGCUCGUAGACGACGCGAUGGAUUACAGUAUUUCAAGUAGCAAUAUGGGGAAACCAGCCAACAAAGAUCUGAUGCAGGGUACGAUUACCGCCCCUGUGUUGCUCGCCGCUGAGGGUCCCGCGAACGUAGAUGCACUGGAGCUUCAUCGCGCUUGGCAGAGGCGAGAUAAAGAACGAGUCGCGGAACUGGUUCGCAAGGGUCUAGGUGUUGAGAAAACUUUAGCGCUGGCGGCAGAACACGCUCGCGAGGCCCAGAACGCACUUGUUGCGCCCUCGACAGCGGCAGAUGGUAUCAGCAGCGCCGGCGCUUUGCCGCCCAGCCCUGCUCGUGAUGCCCUUUGUCAUCUAUGUGAGUGCAUACUAGCCCGCCAGCGCUAG